AUGUCUUCAAGCGGCAAUGGCGGUGCUCCUCCCGUAGGACAGGAGAACAUCAACACAGAUAUUGUUACCCUCACCCGCUUCCUCACAGAGGAGCAGACCAAGGUUCCAGAAGCCACCGGUGACUUCACACUACUCUGCCACGCUCUCCAAUUUGCUUUCAAGUCUAUUGCCUACUACAUUCGUCGCGCUUCCUUGAUUAACCUGACUGGUUUGGCUGGUUCCUCAAACACGACUGGCGACGAUCAGAAGAAGCUUGACGUCAUCGGCAAUGAUGUGUUCAUCUCCGCCAUGAAGGGCUCCGGCAAGUGCCGUAUCCUUGUUUCCGAGGAGGAGGAAGAGGCUAUCAUCUUCGACGAGCACCCCAACGCCCGCUAUGCCGUGGUCUGCGACCCUAUCGACGGUUCCUCCAACCUUGACGCUGGCGUUUCGGUUGGUACCAUCUUCGGAAUCUUCAAGCUUCCCGAUGAGGUUCUCGGUCCCAACAACAAGGUCACUGCUCAAGACCUCCUUCGCCCCGGCACGGAGAUGGUUGCCUCUGGCUUCACCAUGUACGGUGCCUCCGCACAGCUGGUGAUCACCAUGCGCAACGGCGGUGUCAAUGGCUUCACCAUGGAGAACUCUCUGGGUGAAUUCAUCCUGACACACCCCAACAUGCAGCUUCCCGCCAAGCGGGCCAUCUACUCGGUCAACGAGGGUAACAGCAUGUACUGGGAUGACUGGGUGAACAAGUACCUCCACUCGCUGAAGUACCCCGGUGACGGCCAGAAGCCUUACAGCGCGCGUUAUAUUGGUAGCAUGGUGGCCGAUGCCUACCGGACUCUCCUCUACGGUGGUGUUUUCGCCUACCCGGCUGAUUCCAAGAGCCGCAAGGGCAAGCUGCGUAUCCUCUACGAGUGUGCCCCCAUGGCUAUGCUUUUCGAGAACGCAGGUGGUCGGGCAGUGAACUCCCAGAUGGAGCGUCUUCUGGAGGUGGUUCCGGAACACAUUCACGACCGGAGCGGUGUUUUCCUGGGCUCGAAGGACGAGGUACAGAAGAUUAUCGACACGUACAACCAGCACCACAAAUGA
Aspergillus luchuensis is the source of this 1068-nucleotide messenger RNA. RefSeq names its product fructose 1,6-bisphosphate 1-phosphatase (gene fbp1). Gene Ontology annotation, molecular function: fructose 1,6-bisphosphate 1-phosphatase activity. The coding region runs from base 1 to 1068 and encodes 355 amino acids. Lineage: Eukaryota; Fungi; Ascomycota; Eurotiomycetes; Eurotiales; Aspergillaceae. The transcript has 2 exons. Gene Ontology annotation, biological process: fructose 6-phosphate metabolic process; fructose metabolic process; gluconeogenesis. Gene Ontology annotation, cellular component: cytosol; cytoplasm. The record is from RefSeq and is a predicted model, not a curated record.